CGCGUGUGUGUGUUGCUGUGUGCACGUGCGCGCAGGCCCGUGGGGACCUGGGCGCGGGACCCCGGGGGCUGGCGCGGCAGGCGGUUGUGAGCUGAACCUCCACGGGCCUGGUCCUAAGCGGACGCUCGGGCUAGCCGGGGCCGGCGUUCAGGCCCCGAACCCGGGAUCCCGGCAGCCUCCCGCGGGAGGAAGCGGGCCGCUAACCCGGGAUUCCUCACAGGCCGCUGGGCGGGAGGCCGCCUGGCGGGGGGCGGGCGCAGGCGCAGCGCCGAGGGCCGCGCAGGCGCAGCGCGGGCGGGAAGAUGGCGGCCGGGUUCAAAACUGUGGAGCCGCUUGAGUAUUACAGGAGAUUUCUGAAAGAAAACUGCCGUCCUGAUGGAAGAGAACUUGGUGAAUUUAGAACGACAACUGUCAACAUAGGUUCCAUCAGUACGGCAGAUGGUUCUGCUCUCGUGAAGCUGGGGAACACCACAGUCAUUUGUGGAGUUAAAGCGGAAUUUGCAGCACCACCAGUAGAUGCCCCCGAUAAAGGAUAUGUUGUCCCUAAUGUGGAUCUACCACCGCUGUGUUCAUCGAGGUUUCGAACUGGACCUCCUGGAGAAGAGGCUCAAGUAACCAGCCAGUUCAUUGCAGAUGUCAUUGAAAACUCACAGAUAAUUAAGAAAGAGGACUUAUGCAUUUCUCCAGGCAAGCUUGCUUGGGUUCUGUACUGUGACCUUAUUUGCCUAGACUACGAUGGAAACAUUUUGGAUGCCUGCACGUUUGCUUUAUUAGCAGCUUUAAAGAAUGUGCAGUUGCCUGAAGUUACUAUAAAUGAAGAAACCGCUUUAGCAGAAGUUAAUUUAAAGAAGAAAAGUUAUUUGAAUGUCAGAACAAAACCAGUUGCAACUUCCUUUGCUGUGUUUGAUGACACUUUGCUGAUAGUUGACCCUACUGGAGAGGAGGAACAGCUGUCAACAGGAACCUUAACAGUAGUAACAGAUGAGGAAGGCAAGCUGUGUUGUCUUCACAAGCCAGGUGGGAGUGGACUGACUGGAGCUAAACUUCAGGACUGCAUGAGUCGAGCAGUUACGAGACACAAAGAAAUAAACAAGCUACUGGAUGAAGUAAUUCAGAGCAUGAAACACAAAUAAACAGCCACCACAAUUGAAAAACAGAGCUGUAAAAAUUGUAUUUGUUGUACUGUGCACAGGCUUUUUAUACUAAAUAAAUACCAAAUUACAUUCUUUUGAAAGCUA
Messenger RNA from Psammomys obesus (fat sand rat), 1238 nucleotides. RefSeq names its product exosome component 8 (gene Exosc8). Gene Ontology annotation, cellular component: cytoplasmic exosome (RNase complex); nuclear exosome (RNase complex). The coding region runs from base 303 to 1133 and encodes 276 amino acids. The transcript is spliced from 11 exons. Gene Ontology annotation, biological process: nuclear polyadenylation-dependent rRNA catabolic process; U4 snRNA 3'-end processing; TRAMP-dependent tRNA surveillance pathway. Lineage: Eukaryota; Metazoa; Chordata; Mammalia; Rodentia; Muridae. The record is from RefSeq and is a predicted model, not a curated record.